UAGAAAUGAGUCUACAUAGCACCACUGUUUUCUUUUUUCAUCACUGUAAAAGAAACCUACAGGAGUUUCCAGAAAAAAGAUAGCAUAAAAUGCAAUUAAAUCUAUGAGAAAUAGCAAAGCUGCCAACACAAAAUAUUUUUGUUUUUAAACUAUUUCAGGUCUUUGAAAUGAACAGUCUGAAAUGUGUGAUGGUUGGCGAUGGGGCUGUGGGAAAGAGCUGUCUCCUUUUCACCUUCACCAACAAUGCCUUUCCUAAAGAGUUUAUCCCAACUGUGUUCGACAACUACAGUUCAGAGAUCACAGUGGAUUCUACACCCUACACCCUUAACCUGUGGGACACAGCAGGACAGGAGGACUAUGACCGAUUGCGUCCCUUAUCCUACCCCCAGACAGACAUCGCCAUCAUAUGUUUCUCCAUCUGUUCGCCAGCCUCUUAUGAAGAGGUCAAGAAGAAGUGGUAUCCUGAGGUAUGCCAUUACUGCCCCAACGUACCCCUCCUGCUGGUGGGCACAGAAAUGGACGAACGAUAUGCUCCAUGGCUUUUAAAAAAUCUAAAGGGGCAUAACUUGACUCCUAUUACCAAACAACAGGGCGAGGCCCUUGCUCGAGAAAUUGGAGCCACCAAAUACCUUGAAUGCUCGGCAAUAAAGCAAGUCGGAGUGAGAGAAGUGUUCGUGGAGGCAGUCCGUGCCUUCCUAAAUACAAAGCCUGUGCCUUCUAAAAGAUGCUGUAUUCUGUUAUAAAGAAAUACGAUAA
Molecule: messenger RNA, 756 nt
Organism: Astyanax mexicanus (Mexican tetra)
Lineage: Eukaryota; Metazoa; Chordata; Actinopteri; Characiformes; Acestrorhamphidae
Product: rho-related GTP-binding protein RhoG-like
Exons: 1
Coding region: 168-743 (191 amino acids)
Biological process (GO): small GTPase-mediated signal transduction; actin filament organization; regulation of actin cytoskeleton organization
Cellular component (GO): cell projection; cytoskeleton; plasma membrane
Molecular function (GO): protein kinase binding; GTPase activity; GTP binding
Source: RefSeq, a predicted model, not a curated record